Rotaria sp. Silwood2 is the source of this 2127-nucleotide messenger RNA. The record is from the annotation of a GenBank genome assembly. NCBI's taxonomy places the organism in Eukaryota, Metazoa, Rotifera, Eurotatoria, Philodinida, Philodinidae.
AUGUCAAUAACAACAUCAGAAUCAUAUCAUGAUGAUGGAUUUAGUUUCUACUUUGAAGAUUUAUCAAAUCUAAUUAUUGAUAUAACAAUAAAUAAGCUUGAUUUAAAUUUAGUGUCAUCAUUAAGAGUAAACACUGCUUGCUCACCUCAAUUAAUUAAUAAAAUAAAUCGUGAAAUAUUAGCUCAAAUCAGUAUUGAUGAUGGGCAAAUAAAUGCUGUCAAACGAUUUCAAUUGACUUUUCCAUGUUUUCGAUUCUAUGGUAUUCAAGAUAGUAUAUCAAAUUCUCGUUUAUUGGUUCAAUCAACCUCAAAAUGUGACUGUCCAUUAAUGUACAUUCAAUUUGAAUUAUUUCCAAUUAACAGAAAAAGAUCUGAUUAUCGUUUUCAUUUAAAUAUUCAACCAAUAAGAAUAAUUUAUGACGCCGAAACAUUUAAUCGUAUUGCUGAAUGUUUUGAACGGAAUUCAAAUCUGAGUUCAUUUUUAUUGUCUGAAAUAAAACAUCGUACAAAUGCAGAAAUGGAAAUUGAUCUUUCUUGUCAGAAAGUAUUUGACUUGAUAAUUGAAUUAAAGGAAAUUUCAAUUAUUUUCCCAGAAAAUGGUUUUUAUAAAGAAAAUUGUUCAUUGAUUAAUAUUGACUUCAGUCAAUUAAUAUUAAAAUCAUGUUUAGAUGAAAAUCAAAUCGAUUCUCAGGAAAAACUAAAUGAAGAACAUUUCUAUGUAAAAUAUAAACUUGCAAUAAAUGAUCUUCGAAUGAUAUAUUCUAAAUCAGAUGGAUCAUAUUUGAAUUUGUUACGGAAAAUUCCAUUAGUCAAUAUUGACUUUUUUAAAUGUAUUUAUUCAGACGAUGCUAUUUUAGACGAUUGGCAUAUUCAUUUAAAAACGAAUCUUAUCCGAGAAAUUCAAAUUUCAAAUAGAAUUCUUCAAGAAAUAAUUGAUCAUUUUAAAUCAAUUCCACAAUUUAGUUCAACAAUGUUUGAAAUUCUUUAUAGAAUAAAUCUUCAUUUUGAAAUUUUUCGAGCUAAUGCGAGUCUUAAAGGAAGUAUUUCAAUUAAUCCAUGUUCACUUAUUAUUCUAAUGAAUCCAUUACUAUUAAUUGAAACCAAUUUAACAAGACGUGAAGUUCGUCUUUCAUGGCGUUGUUCUAUUGUUAAUUGGCUAAUUGGUAUUCAACGUAAAAAUAAUAUGAAAGCUGAAGUAACUCAACAUGCUGUUAGAUUAAUCGAUGCUAUUGAUACAUUGCAAGGUCGUAAUGAACGAACAUACCAACUAAGAGCGAUGGGUUUUUUUAUUCUAGCUGCUAAAUUCCAUAAUCGUAGUCAUAUUAAAAUGGAAGAAUUUUCACGUUAUUCAGCAAAUGCAUUUGAACCACGUGAAAUUGGUGAUUGUAUGCGUACAGUCUACAAUGAAUUAAAUUUCGAAGUUCAAUUGCCUCUUGCAUUUGAUUUUCUUGAAUUAUACUUGGAAUUAAAUUCUAGUGAGACUUUUCAAUUAAAUACUUCUAAGAUUCGUGCAUUAGCAACUUUAUUUAUUCAUGUUGCUUGCAUCCAAUCAUGGUCAAGUUGUUUUAAUGCAUCAUUAUUAGCUAGUUCUGUUCUUAUACUUUGUUUAAAAUUUUUACAUGAUAAAAAUCCUAUUCCACAAUUAUGUUCAAUUGUUUAUUUAUUUGAUCAUUCACUUGACCUUAUUAUUGGUCUUGCUGGUUAUAUUGCAUUAAUUGUUAGUGAUAUGCCUGAUAUACCAACAGAUCGAUCAAAUUAUUAUUUUUAUGCACAUAAAAUGUAUAAUGAUGCAUUUCGUUAUAAGAUUGACGAUGAUUUUAAAUUUGAUCGUGUUAAAAAAUUUUGUCGAAUAUUUGUUCAAAUAUCUGAUAUUAAUCGACAAAUUUCAUGUGGAAUGCAUAAUCUAGUAUCUAAUCAAUUACGUAUUUUAGAAAAAGUAUAUCCAUAUAAUUAUAAUCCAUUACUAUGUAUCAAUAUUAAUGGAAAUCGUCUAAAGGAUAUUAAUGAAAAAUAUCGAUCAAUACAAUUUCCAAUACGAGUUGUAUUAGCAGCAAAACGUUUUGCAAAACAUAUUUUAGAAAGACGAAGAAUAAUUCAACAAUUCAAAACAACAUCAUUAAUUGAUUGA